Molecule: messenger RNA, 861 nt
Organism: Mercenaria mercenaria
Lineage: Eukaryota; Metazoa; Mollusca; Bivalvia; Venerida; Veneridae
Exons: 4
Coding region: 35-781 (248 amino acids)
Source: RefSeq, a predicted model, not a curated record
ACUUUUCAACUUUUUCAAAUCUACAAACAUUUUAAUGAUCAAGGAAAGGGCAUUUAAUAGAUACCAGAAAUCGUUCGUUAUUCCGGCAAUAGCGAAUACAUGGCAACAGAAACAGAACAAGACCCUCCUGGCAUGUAGAGGGAGAAGUGUUCGUGUAGGUGGCGAUGCUAGGUGCUGCUCUCCUGGACAUACUGCCAAAUAUGGAAACUACACGUUGAUGGAUUUAGAGACAGGCAUGGUGUUAGCUACAGAAUUAGUACAAAGCAAUGAAGUGAAGAACUCGAAUGCUAUGGAAUUAGAGGGGUUGAAGAGAACCAUGAAAGUUGUGGAAGAUAUGGGUGUGACUCUGAGCGACAUAACCAUAGAUCGCCAUGUACAGGUCCGAAAAUAUCUCCGUGAAAAUAAAGGACAUAUAAAUCACUGGUUUGACAGCUUGCAUGUUGCCAAAAGUGUGAAGACUAAACUUACUACUCUGUGGAAGAAAAGAGGGUGUGAAAAGGUAGCCAAAUGGACCCAGUCCAUUUCAAAUCAUCUCUACUUCUGUGCAGCAACUAGUGAGGGAGAUGGAGAUCUAGUUGAACAGAAAUGGUUGUCGGUUUUGAACCACAUAACAAAUAAACACGAAGGCCAUGGUGAAAAGUACCCAAGCUGUACCCACGGGCCAAUUGAAAGAGAUUGGAUUAAAGAAGGUUCCAAAGCUCACAAGGAAUUGCAGUUGUUACUUGGAAGCAAGCGGUUGGUAACAGACAUCAGAAAGUUGUCACCUGUAGACCAAACCUAAGGCCUAGAAGCUCAUCACAAAAUCGUAUGCCAGUUUGCACCGAAGUUUGUCAGCUUCUCAUAUGCAGUGAUGAAACAAAG